CCCCGGAUGUUAGCUAUUCAGAGAGAAAAACGAAAAGAGCGAGAGAGAGGCGGAGAGGCUAGGAGACGCUACGGACAAACCGGUAAAGGGAUUGCGGGUCUCAAACCCACGAUAAACACGGAGAGCUGAGGCUCGUUUCGGGGAGAGAGAGGGAGCUGUGAUCGAAAAAAGGAAGGGGAGGGGACGGCUAACUUUGACAGACCUGCACUGGCCUCCAGUAGCGGACACGAGCCCGGGUUUUGUUUUUGAGUUACGCCGACAAAAACAGUGAUCUGUGGGAGCCCCCCUGCAUUUUCGCCGCACCGGAUCGUCACCCCUCCUUCACCGCCACCAUUGCCGCCACUCGACCUGCCACCAUGACGUCGGAGCUGGAGAGCAGCUUGACCUCCAUGGACUGGCUGCCACAGCUGACCAUGCGGGCGGCCAUUCAGAAAGCAGAUGCCCAGAACACUCACGGGCCGGGCAUGGCUAAGAAGAGUGCUCUACUGGACCCCAACACCACACUGGACCAGGAAGAGGUGCAGCAGCACAAGGAUGGCAAACCACCAUACAGCUAUGCCAGCCUCAUCACGUUCGCCAUCAACAGCUCACCAAAGAAGAAAAUGACACUGAGCGAGAUCUACCAGUGGAUCUGUGACAAUUUCCCAUAUUACAGGGAAGCCGGCAGCGGGUGGAAGAACUCAAUACGGCACAAUCUCUCAUUGAACAAGUGUUUUCUCAAAGUGCCUCGCUCCAAAGAUGACCCGGGAAAGGGUUCGUACUGGGCAAUCGACACAAAUCCAAAGGAGGACACGCUGCCCACACGUCCCAAGAAGAGGCCACGGUCUGGAGAGCGGGCGUCCACGCCGUACAGCCUGGAAUCAGAUAACUUGGGAAUGGACUGCAUCAUCUCUGGAAGUGCCUCUCCAACGCUGGCAAUCAACACUGUGACUAACAAGGUGGCAUUGUACAACCCUGACCAGGAUGGGAGUGACAGCCCUCGAAGCAGCCUUAACAAUAGCCUAUCUGACCAGAGUCUGGCCUCUGUUAAUCUCAACAGUGUGGGCAGCGUGCACAGCUACACACCGGUGACAAGUCAUCCAGAGUCGGUGUGCCAGUCCAUGAGCUUGCAGCAGGCACCUCAGGCCCAGUACAACAUACCGGAGCGUGACAAGCAGCUGCUCUUCUCUGACUUUGAAGAUCUCAGUGCCUCCUUCCGCAGCCUUUACAAGACUGUGUUUGAGCAGUCCUGCGAACAUCCAGGUCUGAUGGGAAUGCCCUCGGAGUCGUCACAGCAGACCCACACCUCCUGCUCUUACCAACACUCCCCCAGCAGCACCAUCAGCACCCACCCUCACAACAACCAGAACAGCAUCACUAACUCUCACCCCAACAACAUCCCCAACAACGGUAGCCAGGUGCCUCUCUCCCACCCCCCUCACUCGGCCCACAACUCGCCCCAUGGACAGCACCUUUCCCAGCAUGGCCCUCUCGCCCAGCACAGCCAGCACCCACACACGGCACACAGCCAGCACAGCCAACAUCCCCAGCACAGCCAGCACGGGCAGCAUCCCUCCCAGCACCAGGCCCACGGCCAACACACACCGCAGCAACAGCAGCAGCAGCAGCAGCACCAGAAUCUCUCCCACCAGCCUCAUCCUGGCCAGCAACAGAUGCAGUGCAACACCGGUCUUCCCAGUGACUGGUACCCCAACCUGGAUGCGCUAAAAGAAAGCUGCCGCAUCGCCAGCAGCUACAACUGGGCUGAUGUUGAUCUGUCACCCUUCCAAGGUCUGAAAGAGAGCAUGAGGCAGGCGGAGCUGAAUAACUGGUCUCUCGAACCCACUCAGAUAGCAGACCUCUGCUCCUCCAUCAAUCAGUUCUUUGCUCGCACUGGAAUCCAGCCACAAGGGGCAGUGCAGCCUCCAGUGUGCCAUGGCUCCAUGCAUCCAAACAAGCCCAGCCCACACAUCAACACAGGAAACAUGUACAUGGACUCGAGACAGAGCUUAAGCUCUAUGAUGGGUCCGCCGGGAUAUCCUCAUAUGCCGCCCAUGAGCAGCGCUGGCCCCACUAUGACAGGCCAUCACGCUCAGAUGAACCAGCAGCAUAUGAUGCCUGCUGGAAACUUCCAGAUACGCCGCAUGCCCGCCGACGACAUCCAGGACGACUUCGACUGGGACUCCAUUGUCUAACCCAGUCCCCGAGUGCAAAGAGUGGUGCAGACAAACGAGAGAGGAGCGUAUGGAGGCAGAGUGUUUGUGUUACAGUGCAAGAGGGCUGGACCUGAGGUAUCUGCAUGCCCGUGACAGAAGGCAGAUUGGAAUGAGACACUUGAAAAAUAGUGCAGGUGUUGUUCAUUAUGACAUGAAAGAGACUCCUGUGUUCCUGGUGUUUUUAUGAAAAGAAAAAAAAAGAAAAAAAAAAAUUUAUUUUGAGGAAAUUAAAUUUUAAAGGGAAUUUUUUAGUUGAUCGCUUUUAUACUUGUCCAAGGGGCAAGUGGUUCAUGUUUAUAUCAAAAUGUUUCCCAACCCACAGCCUCUCUGCAAACCCGCCAAGCUCGCCCCUGCUCUUCAACUGUUGUUCAGUGAUUUUUCGAGUGAUUACGUCCAGCUUGUUCUCCCCUCUCAUGGUGACUAACUCAGGCCUUGACCGCCUAUCAGACAAGAUUGGCUCCCUCAUUUGUGUUGUGAAACGUCCUCUGAGAUGCCGGGCGCUUUUCAGAAGAGGGCCAGUGGUGCAGGUAAUGUGACACUCGGAGCACCUGCCAUUCUUCUCUCUGGUCGUUCAGGCACAAGUAGCCCUUUUUUUGCUCCUCCGACCCUACACACUGUAAAAUGCUGAAGUCGCCAUGCAUCCGAAUCCGAUUCCAGCAGAUUUUACUGAUCGUUAAGGCUCAUAACGAAACGUGUAAACCACAUUACCUGCAGUAUUUGUACUUGUGUAUCUUGUGUUAUGUUUUGUCACUAAUAGUUUUAGGCAAGUCUGAAUGUGUGCAGCAGAAAAUGAUAUCUAUCCAGACCUCACUAUUCCUCAUCGCUUUAAGUUUGCAUGCACAAUCCUCAUUCUGUUGACCAUCAUAGUCUCCCGAUCGAACAGUUCAUUUAAAGCCCUUAGGACCUGCCACUGAAAAUUUCCCGCAUUGUUUAGGAGUGAUCGCCUCCCUGACUGGAGGUUUGUGGGAUACCGGAGAGCCCUGUUCACCUUGCGAAAUCAGCCUGCUGUUUGGCUCUUUACAGCAGGUCAAGGCACAUUUGCUUAAUGGUCCACAAUAAAAGAGCCCUCUUUAUUUUAACGCUAGGACCAACCGAUAUGAAAUUGCUUGCUCUUUGCUGCACUGACAAGGACUUUUAGCAGCGAGCGUACCUUCACUUUAGCUGUUGCUUUUGAAUGCUGGGUGUAGUGUAAUAGUGAGAGAAAGGAGAUGACUAAAAUAUUUAGAUACACUAAUAGCCUUAUUUUGGAGGAAUGUUAACUGCUACUAAGAAGUGGUGCAAAGUUUAAAAUCACACACAUUCAGACUGUCCUUCAAAAAAUAAACGAUUGCAGGAACUAGACAGUAACUGCAUCCUGCUCUAUCAAGCGUAGCCUACCCUAAAGCAACUGUCACUGUAAUUAGCAUCCUACAGUCUAUAUUUUGAGAAGUUUAGUUGAAAGUGUCUGCUAUGUUAACAAACCACAGUGUCAUUUUAUUAUAUCAGCGAUUUUAUGGAAUGUGUUUGUGCAAUAUAAUUAAUUUAGGGCUAUCAGUGAUUACAAUCAUCUCUUUUGAAGAGCACAAAACUAAUGCACAAGAUCUGGAUUAGAAUAGCGGAACCCAAAUUAGAAAUAGGUCCAUGCUUUUGACCUUUAGCAGGGUACUUCUCGGUGAGAAGCAGCACUUCUGUUAGACCACAUUCUAGAGUGCAGUGCUGAUUUAGAAAAGCCAUAAAAUGCGGUUGAAAAGGGAAGGAGUGGAUCAAAGUGUAAGUGCUAAUAGACUUGGAAAAGUAAAAUGAUCUUAUGACAGUCUUUGUUUUUAUUUUUGAGAUUUCAGUAUUAUAAACUCUCAAACAACGUAUUUACACUAGAUAUUGACAUGUUUUGGCCUUUGAUCCCUAAGGCCAUUGAUGUCGUAAACCAAACCUUUAACAGUUUGUCAUAUGUCCUUCAUGAAAACACACAUUUAAACCUCAAACUCAGAAAGGAAAAAGAAACUAUGGUUUACAUAAAGAAUAUUUUUAGGACCAUUCAGAUUUGGAGUUCUGACAUUUAUCAUCAUGACAAGUACAUCUCCCAUCUAAAAUUCUCAUUACUGUACUCUGUUCAGACAUUUCUUUUUCUUUUUGUAAUUCCCAUUGUUCUCAGCAAUGAUUCAUUAGUCAUAUUCUCAUUACUGUAAUACAGUAUUUUUAUUAUUUCAUGAAAAAAUCUGAAUAAUUAAAUUUAUCUUAAAGGCAGUAUAAUACUGCUAAAAAUAAAAUACUGUUUUAUCUAGCUUUUUUUCUAUACAUUACUAGGAAUUACAUUUUUAAAGUCUCUAUUGUAAAAUAAAACAACAGUAUACUUGAAUUGAAAAAAUCUUAAUGGUCUUAAAAAUGAGUUUCUUUGAGCAAAAUGUUUCUAUACUUCCGCCUUUUUAUUUGGGUUUAAAUGUGACAGGUUUUGAGAGAUUCACCCUAAAACGAUUCUGAUUGUUUCAGGAACCCAGUCAAACUUUCUUGGUUUUCAUCUUCAUCAUUACAUAAGCAGUUGUCAGAUUCUCUGAUGCUGAUGGGGUUUAAAUUGGCGAAACCAUAUUACUAAAGCCUAACAUAACCCAGAAAUCCAACUCCGUUGGCCAUGAGGCUGAAUUUGUGAGUCUGCUCACAACAGUGACAGAACUGUUAUCCACUUUACCCCAGACAGACCGUUUAGCGUCUGUGUUUUUUGUUAGACUGCGAUGCUGUGCACAUUGUUCUUAAGCUAAGCUUCAUUGCCCAAAUCUGCUGUGGCUCCCUGCAUCCUUUUCUUCCUCUUUUCUUUCCGUCUCAUGAUUUUGUUUGGAUACUAGUGUUCACAAGCCUUGUUCACCUAGCCUCCGUGUUUGUCAUACAAAGAGCUUUGAGAGCUUUUAUCUGGUCAUUUGUGCACUUUGAAAAGAAUUCAGAAGCACAAACGCUCAUGUCGUUCAUUAACUCAAGCAGGAUCUCACCUCGUUCGCUCACUGCCGAGUGAACGUCUGGCAGCGAUCCACCCUCAGUGUGAACUUGUAAUAGCGUACUGUGGUGUUCACCCUCGAUCGUGGUUUGUCUGGAUGUCGACCACAGAAGGGAGCGUCUGUUUUCAGAUGGAAAUAUUUCGUAUGUAUUGCCAAUCUGUUUGUGGUCGUGAUGUGUUUGGAUCUCUUGUUGGCCAAAGAGAGAAAGUUUAAUUUUGCAACAUUUAAGGCAGCAGGUGAUUUGGCGUCCUUCCCAGGUGAAGGGUAAUAUAACUCUGAAGGAUCGGACUGAACAGAAAGCAUCAAGGGAGCGCAAGAGAAUAUGAGCUGGACAGGUGACGAGUUCUCUCUCUCUCUAUCUCUCUCUCUCUUCCUCUUUUCCUCUAAAAAGAAAAAGAAAAAACAUUGCUCCUCUGAUUUUGUGUUUGUGUUGUGUGAAAGUUUUAACUGUUUAAGGACAACUCUGUUUUCGUAAAACAAACAAACAAAAAAAAGAACUAAAAACAAGUGGGGAUGCAUCUGCCAGAGAGAUUACUGUAAUCAAGGAAGAUUUGAGAAGCCUUGUUACAUUUACGGGAGAAAACUGCCAACAAGUUCUGGUAUUUGGAGCCUAUUUUAUUCAUUGUUGGUGUGUUGUUGUGCUUAUUGUAAAUAUGUGUCUUUUUGAUUGUCCUUUUUUCCUGUGGGGUGGUGAGGGAUCAAGGCAAGGGCUUGGGUUCACCUGCGAAAGAAAAGAGGGAGAUGAAUACAGAGUAUUUUGUUAUUGUCCAAUCCAAGGGUGACACAGUAUGUAUAUAUCUAUAUUGUAUAUAUGUGAUGGAAAUGCGUUGGCUUUUUGUGUGACACUACCUUUUACCUGUACUAUUGUUCAACAUUCAGUGUUCCAGUGUUUAUAUUCUAUUUUAAUCUUUGUUUUCUGUUUGAUUUUGUCCUGGUCAUUACUUGUAUUUGUUGUUUCCUUUAUUUUCCCCUUUUUGUCCAUUUUGUUAUUGCACGGUUUAUUACUUUUGCUGUCCAAUAAGAUGACACGGCUUCUCUUUGUAUUGGUUUUAGUGCUGUAAAAUAACUCUGAAGUGUCAUUAGGAUUGUCAAUACCACCCCUUCCCCCGAUAUGCAUGAAUGGCACUUAAAGAAAUAAAAUGUUAACUUCACUGUGGAA
This is a messenger RNA of Cyprinus carpio (common carp), 6317 nucleotides long. RefSeq names its product forkhead box protein J3. Lineage: Eukaryota; Metazoa; Chordata; Actinopteri; Cypriniformes; Cyprinidae. The record is from RefSeq and is a predicted model, not a curated record. Gene Ontology annotation, cellular component: nucleus. Gene Ontology annotation, molecular function: RNA polymerase II cis-regulatory region sequence-specific DNA binding; DNA-binding transcription factor activity, RNA polymerase II-specific. Gene Ontology annotation, biological process: regulation of transcription by RNA polymerase II.